This is a messenger RNA of Mangifera indica (mango), 1089 nucleotides long. RefSeq lists its product as uncharacterized. The coding region runs from base 141 to 716 and encodes 191 amino acids. Lineage: Eukaryota; Viridiplantae; Streptophyta; Magnoliopsida; Sapindales; Anacardiaceae. The record is from RefSeq and is a predicted model, not a curated record. The transcript has 2 exons.
GAAACUUUUGAAGAGACUGAAAGUAUUCUCACAUAAGGAAAGCUACAGGCUUCCUUCCUCCUUGCUAUCUCUCUCUAUUUUUACUACUACACUUCUCUUCACACUUGGUGUACGGCAACAACCAACAAACAAACGGCAAAAUGUCUUCCACAUUUCUUCAUCUUCUUCUUAUUUCUUUUCUCUGCAUCUCUCUUCCUGUCAAAUGUGAUACUGGAGAGGAUGAUGCACUUUUUCAAGGCAUUAACGGCUAUAGGACAUCCAUAAACUUGACAGCAUUGACAAAAAAUGAAAAUGCAGAGUGCCUGGCUGAUGAAAUCGCUGACCAAUUUAAGAAUCAGCCCUGUACGAACUCCACUGGUGCUAACACUGUGUUGGGCAAUGAACCGCAACUUUCCAACUACCCAGACCUUUUAGCCAAGUGCCAUUUAAAUAUCUCCAACACAAGGGGUGGAAAUAUCAUGCCUGCUUGCGUUCCUGGCCUAACGCCUAGUCUUGUGCUCUCAAACUUCACGCAGUCUCAGUACUCAGAGUCGCUCAAUGACACCAAGUAUACAGGAGUCGGUAUCGGUUCUGAAGGUAACUGGAUUGUUGUUGUUUUGAGCACAAGCACACCUGAUGGAAGCUAUGUGACAUAUAAUUCAGCCAAUUUCCUUUCCAAGAUCAGCUUUACUUGUUACUUUCUGUUUUUGCUGAUACAUGCUCUAGUGAUGUUUUGAACUGCGGUUAAUGGCUCUUUCUCUUUGACUGUCUUUCCUUUACCAUUAUAACCCUAAGGGGCAAUAUUAUGAUAGGGAGACAGUUUUGCCUUUUGGCCCUCCAGCUAAACAGGAUACAUGACAUUAUCAAAUAUGACUGGAAUUUGCUAUUCUUGAGUAUCGACAAAUUCAUUUUGUUAUAUGCUUGUAUAUUCCUGUUCAGAAAGGUCAAGGAAUGUUAGAGAGGCUAACUCAGCAGAGCUGAAUCUGUAUUCGAAAUCAGGUAUCUGAGUUUUGAACUUUUCAAGUUUGUAGUGAGGAAGGGACAUAAGACAAUCUAUUGCUAUUUUGUUUAUUGCAGCUUCUUUAAUAUAUUCCCUUUUGCUUUAACACA